Molecule: messenger RNA, 6680 nt
Organism: Mugil cephalus (flathead mullet)
Lineage: Eukaryota; Metazoa; Chordata; Actinopteri; Mugiliformes; Mugilidae
Gene: nup214
Product: nucleoporin 214
Biological process (GO): RNA export from nucleus; protein import into nucleus
Cellular component (GO): nuclear pore
Molecular function (GO): structural constituent of nuclear pore; protein binding
Source: RefSeq, a predicted model, not a curated record
GUCCUGUUUCUUCUUCUACGGAAAUUUACGCGGCAUGGGUUUCUUUUUCCUGAUGUGGCUUGCAAAAACUUUGUCUCCGAUACAAACUACUAAGGAAUAAACGAAUAAAAAAGAGCUUUUGGAAAAGGAAUAGUCAAAAUGAGCGACGAUACAGACAACCCUCCUGAGAGGGAAAUGAAGGACUUUCAGUUUCGUCAGAUGAAGAAAGCAAGAGUUUUUGAGCCUGCUGAAGAUUUGCCAAAAGACAGAUCCAAUCUGCUCACCAUCUCAAACAAGUUUGGUUUAACUUUCGUGGGACUCGACAGAACAUUCAAAGUUUACAGAACUCAAGAUAUCUUGGGUGCCGACAAAGUUGAUGGCAACCCCAAUGAAAUAGUCAAAGGGAUACCUGCGCUGGCUGAGGUGACUGUGGAACUUGCUCUGCACCACUUGGCUCUCAGUUGCGAUGAACUCACUUUGUCGGUAUGCGGCAUGUCCCCUGAGGCCGGUUUGUCCCUCACAUUCUACGAUGUCCGCACCUUCGUGAACAGGGCAAGACCACAGAAGUUACCUUUCACGUCCCUGCAGCCACCUGUGCCGCCUGGCACUUCGGUGCAGGACCUGAAGUGGAAUCCCGUCCAGGCGUCCAUGUUGGCUGCCUGUCUGUCCGACGGCAGCAUGAUGAUUUUGGAUGUUGCAGACGCUGUCGCAGUGCAGGCCCAGCUGCCUGCUUCCAGCGGCAUCACGUGCAUUGGCUGGAGUCCGAAAGGAAAGCAAGUCGCUGCAGGAAAAAUGAAUGCUACAGUCUGUCAGUAUACACCAGCUCUAGAAGAAAAGAAAGUUAUCCCAUGUCCACACUUCUACACUUCUGACCAACCUGUCAAAGCUCUGGACGUGCUGUGGCUGAGAACGUUUGUGUUUGCAGUUGCAUAUGCAGCUGCAGAUGGGUCUCUUGAGACCCCUCCCGAGUUGGUGCUGAUCUCCCUCCCUAAAAAGGAUGAGAAAGUGGAGACAAAGUAUCUGAGCUUUGGUGAUAUUGUGUAUGGAAGCUGCACUGAGCGUCUGCACCACUAUUUCCUUAGUCAUGUAGAAGACUGGGACCUUGUGUUUGCGGCAUCAGCAGCUUCCAUCGAAGUCAGCGUCAUUGCCAGACAGGACGACAAGUUGUGGGAACUUUGGCUCCUUGAAGAUGCAAGUAGGGCUGAGCUUCCAGUGACUGAGACCAAUGAAGACACUUUGCCCCUUGGCUUAGCUAUAGACUACACCAGCCAGCAGGAGAUCCACAUCACUGACGAGAAGACCUUGCCCCCAGCACCCAUAAUGCUAAUGCUGUCAACCGAGGGAUUGCUCUGUCCGUUUGCUCUGCUCAACCUCAAUCCUGGAGUUAAGCAACUGGUUUCGCCUCCUACUGCUCUGACCUUAGAAGGGGAGAGGCUGCCCAAGCCAGGUCAGACGCCCAAAAUAAUUGCCGCCUCCACCCCGUCUAUUCCAGCAGCGUUCCCAAACCUCGGCCUUACUUCGUCAGCUGCUUCCAAACCUCUAGUCCCCGCUGCCUCUUCCUCCGCUGCCCCGUUCAGCUUUGCGCCGACGGCACCCGUGUCGUCGUCCUCGUCGGACUUCUCCUUCUCGAUGCCAGUUACCUGCGUGACCACUGCUCCCCCAGCCUUUUCCCUGGGUGGACCCGCACCUUUUGGCUCAGGCUUCUCUUUUGCCAAACCUCCCACGGAAACUCCCUCCGCGCUUUCAGCGUUUUCUUUCAGCAACAUGUCCGUCAAACCCACAGCGAUGGGAGCUCCAGCUCAAACUCAAGCUCCAGCUCAAACUCAAGCUCCAUCUCAAGUUCUAGCUCCAGCUCAAGCUCAGGCUCCUGCUCCGACACCUCAGAGCGUUGCUGCUGCCUCAUCAUCCGCAGUAAAGCUAAAUCUUAAUGACAGGUUCUCAGCUGUGGAGACUCCACCACCAGCUUACUCCUUUAAUUCCCCCAAAGCAAUAGUGUCCAGUUCCAGUAGUCUGGCCACCCCUCUACUCUCAGCUGCCAAGCCAUCCGCUGUAUUAACCCCAGUGCGCCCAGUUCAAACCAGUACUCCUCCCUCAGCUGUCCAGAAACCUGCACCUGCCGCCCAGACCCGUGUGCAAACCCCACAGGCAGCUGUUAGUGUGAAGGCCCUGGAGAAGCAGCUGCAGCAAAAGAAAGACUCAGAUCCCAUAAUGGCUGGUAUACUGGAGGAGAUUGCUCACUUCCAGAAGGAGCUAGAUGACCUCAAGGCUCGAAGUGCCAAAGCCGACUUUAAGGUGGGCACCUCUGAAGAGAUGAAGGAGCUGAGGAAAGAGUCUGAGGACCUGCACAUUUUCACCCUGGAGAUAAAGGAAACCACAGAGUCUCUACACGGAGACAUUGGCACACUGAAGACCACGUUGCUGGAGGGCUUUGCUGGGGCAGAAGAGGCCAAGACCCAAAGUGAACUGAGCAAAGACAGGAAUUACAGACAGCUGCUGUACAAAAAACCCCUGGAUCCACGCAGCGAGGAACAGCUCAAGGAGAUUCGCAGACUGUACCAGUAUGUGAUGUUUGCUGUGGAAGAUGUCAAUGAUGUCCUGGAUGUGGAAUGGGAGAAACAUCUGGAGAAGAAGAAAAAGCAGAAACACAUGGUGGUGCCUGGGCGUGAGGGUCUGUUCACGACACUGGCCAACAACCUGUACAUCAUCAACCAGCAGAAGAAUAGACUGGACCAGAUUAUUAGGGAACUCACUGAACUGCGCCUCUACAGCAAAACAGCCCCUCCUACAAUAAACCAAAAUACUGCUACGGCAGCAACAUCUGGAAUGGAGAGUGAGCUGGAGAGUUUAAGGAGUGCACUCCUGAAAGCCAGGCUGGACAGCACCCCACCUAAGACCAAACCCAAAUCUCCAGCAGCCAAGGUUUCACCGGUCAAACAGUCCCAGCUGCGCAACUUCCUCUCAAAGAAACAGAUGCCUCCUGUGCGCUCUACUGCACCAGCCAACCUGUCUCGUUCAGCCUUCCUUUCUCCUAAAUACUACGAGGACUUGGAUGAUGUGAGCUCCACCUCCUCCCUGUCCCAGUCCCUGGAUCCUCAUCCUGUUCACUUGGAGCUGGAAGAGGAGGAGCUGCAGCCACUACCCAUUACUGCCAUUCCCCCUUCGCUGGCCACCCCUCGGCACCCAACAGUCGUGAGGACCCCCUCUAUCCAACCAGGCUUCGGAGCCAUCCAGUCCACCCCUUUGACCAAGCUUCUCCCGGCGCAGGGUAUCGGAUUCGGUCUCAGCCCUAUUGCCAGUCCUGUUCCAACCAACAAGAUCAAUCUCAGUGGAGCUGAUAGCACAGCUCUUGCCACGAAGACAGUAAAGCAUGGAGCGCCACCAUCUGAGAGGACCAUACCUGUCACCAUCCCCGCCCAGCAGGCUGCAGCCACUGCUGCUCUACGUAGACAGAUGGCCAAUCAGAAGCUGGCUGAGGUCAGUACUUCGUUGACAGAGUCCACCUUGAAGAACGUUCCUCAGGUGGUGAAUGUUCAGGAGCUGAGGGACAAAGGGCCCCCGAUGCCAGUUGCUUCCAUCAUGAGCUCCGCUGCUGCAGAUCCAGCAGCUCAGAUCUUCGCACUUGCUUCCAACCAAGCCAAACGAAAUCCCACCCAAGGUGUCCCAAAGGUUUCCAAUGAAGGUGCACCCGUCCGGUCAAACUUUGUGUUUGGUCCGCCAUCCAAACCAGAUGCACCUCCGGCAAGCUCAGUAGAGCAAGGCAACAGCAAGGGAUUCGCCUUCUCUUCAACGCCGACAAGUUUCAGUUUUUCUUCAGUUUCACAAGGAGCUGGAAUACCACAAGUGAAAGAUGCGAACAAAUUCUCCUUUGGUGGAAAUAGCAAGAUGAUGUUCGGCCAGACUGGAGAGGAUCCAUUUUCCCUCACGCCAAAGUCUGGCUCUCCUGGGCUUGGCAGUGGUUCUCCCACUUUGGCUCCUAACACAUCAGGUGAAGCAGCCAAACACACCUCCACCCCAACUGCUCUGAGGACAGAGUUGCAGCCCCCGAAGACGGUCGGAGGAGAAACCCUGGGUUGUUUUUCUGGACUGCGUGUGGGGCAGGGAGAAGAAGCUAAAGAUUCCGCCGCCAAACCUGCAUUUUCCUUUGGAGAUGCUGGACUUGGCAUUGCCAAAGGAGCACAACAGUUCAGCUUUGGUGCGGGUGUCCAGAAAUCUGCAGAUGAUUCUACGGCUGCAGACCUGUCCAAAGGUGCAGCGUCGGGCAGUUUGUUCAAGCCUCCUGAACUGAAUGCCAAGCCAGCCUUCUCUGUCCCCCAGCCUGGCUCAGCUGUCUCAGCUUUGCCUACGUCUUUCAGUAGUCUUCUCGCAGCUUCCUCAGAUUCAUCCGAGGGGCCGAAAGCGCCAUCACAACCUUCAGAACCCACACCGCCACCUGAAAAAGAAACCACCGCUGACCCUGCUGCUGGGAGCGCCAGUCAUCCUUUACCCGUGCCUGUAAGUCAGCCUGCAACAGAGUCGGUCACCACAGAAGUCGCCGCAACUACAGCAACACCCGCUGCACCAGCACCUGCGCUUCCUUUGACCUCGAAUGCCCCAGCCUCAGAACCUCCUUCAACCAUUGCCGCACCGACUGCACCAACUGAAACAACCCCUCCACCACCACCAACCCCCAGUGCUCCUUCCACGAUAGAAACUAACCCAGAACCAUCUACCACUGUUCCUGCGCCCACUUCAGCUCCCGCCACCGCAGCGCCGGGUUCCCAGGUAGCUCCGACUGCCUUCCAGGUGCCCAAUUCCGACAAACCAGGCUCCAUUUUUACUUCUCCUGUAACAACAGACAGUAAUUCUCUUGGAGUCACGCCCGUUAUCAACACCGCUGCUCCUUCAGCCACGACUCCCACCACUACUGUUGUUAGCAGUGCAGCUACGGCUGCCAGCACUGUCUUUGGGCAAGCUGCUGCACCUCCAGCUUCCUCAGCCCCAGCAUCCACCGGAUUUGGCUCCACUGGGUUUGGUGCAACAACCGGAACAGGCUUUGGCAAAUCUGUGUUUGGCCAGGUGAGUGGAUUUGGCCAGCCUGCCAGCAACACCGGAACAUCUGGUGGCUUUUCUUUUGGCCAGUCUGCGUUUGGAGCAAGCUCCAGUAGUUCGACCACUGUAGGUCUUUUCGGUGCUCCUACUGCUACCAAUGCAAGUUCCUUCUCCUUUGGCCCGAGCCCCGCUAACACAGCCAGCAGCACUGGCUCAGGCUUGUUUGGACAAAGCACUGCCCCGGCAUUUGGCCAGAGCUCUGGAUUUGGACAAGGAUCUUUGUUUGGAAACAACACCACCACAUCUUCAUCUUCAGGAUUCGGCUUUGGACAGCCCUCAGGUUUCGGCUGCUCCUCUGCCACCCCUGUGUUUGGUCAACAGUCUAACAGCGGGAGUGUGUUUGGACAGCAGCAGCCACAGCAGCAGCAGCCGCAGCAACAGCAACAGCAGUCAUCCAGUGGAGGUCUGUUUGGUUCAAGUUCAGCCAACACAGCAGGCCAAACGUCUGGUGGAGGUUUCUUCAGUGGCCUCGGAGGCAAACCAAGCGAGGACGCUGCCAAUAAGAACCCAUUCGGCGCCGCUGGCUCCACCGGAGGGUUUGGGCAGCCUGCUCAGCCAGUUACCAACAGUCUCUUUGGGAAUAGCGGUGCCAAGGGCUUUGGUUUUGGACAGUCCUCAUUUGGAGAACAAAAACCAAGUGGUACCUUCAGCACAGGUGCAGGAAGUGUAGCGUCCCAGGGCUUCGGCUCCUUCUCUACGCCUUCGAAACAAGGUGGUUUUGGCAGCGCUCCAGUGUUUGGGAGUCCCCCAUCUUUCGGUAGUUCCCCGGCGUUUGGCGCCGCAGCAUCGUUUGGCUCGAGCCCCUCUUUCAGCAACCCCAUGGGCUCCUCAGCCGGGAAGGUGUUCGGAGAGGGCACGGCUGCUGCCAACAUGGGAGGAUUUGGAUUUGCCUCACCCCCCAGUGCCCCGUCCUUCGGUGCCCUAGCCAAUCAGAGCGCGCCAUCAUUUGGGAAUCUGGCCCAGCAGGGCCCUGGAUUUGGAAGUCAGCCCAGCAGCUUCUCUGGCUUUGGACAACAGCCACAGACAGGAGGGUUCUCCGGAGGCACUUUUGGGUCGACAAAUCAAUCAAGUCCCCAGACAUUUGCCAGCUGGAGAAGCUAGAUUCAGUACAACCUCCAGUCGAGCAUGUGACACGCAAUGACCUCUGACAUGCAUUUUCUUUACAAAGAAAAAAAAAAGAAUGUUUGUGUGAAUUACAACUUCGAGCAGCUUCUGAAGUUUACUCUGUUGCAUUUGCAGCAUUUAUUUCAAUUCAUGUGACCUCACUAUUUGCUUAGUGCUUCUGAUAGCGAGUGAAGACAAAGUGAAGUGAAGCUGCAAAAAGAUCUUUCAGGAUGUCUGUUGCUGGCUUAAUAUUUUUUUUUUACAAAAAUCAUUUUUUGUUAACAUUAUGUGUGAAAUGUGGUUCCCAGCACCGCUAUUCUCUAAUAUCCUUCAGCACUGUUUUACUGUCAGUACAGCUUUAAGUGGAUACAAAGUUGCAAAAAUUGUAGAAUGUAUUACAAUUAAAUAACAGUCUUUAAAGUUGGAACGGAAAAUGUAAAGAUUUUUGCAGUAGCUCUGCCACUUAAUGUGUAUUUUUACAUGAAAAUAAAUGAAAUUUCUCAAACUUA